CGUUGAAUACAUUUUUGGACACAAUUUGUGUUUUCAUAAACUCAUCGCUUGUUUGUCAACUAAUCAACGGCUGAACUGUUGGAUCAAUUGGUUGUGACACUCACGAAGACAUGGCAUCAGAUGGUCAUCAAAGUGCGGGCGACUGGUGUCUCAUUGAGUCGGAUCCAGGAGUGUUCACGGAAUUGAUCCGUGGUUUUGGUGUUAGUGGAGUACAAGUGGAAGAGUUGUAUUCAUUAAGUGCCGACUGUUUCGUUAAUCUUAAACCAAUCCAUGGACUGAUAUUUCUGUUCAAAUGGAUGCCAUCGACUGAACCCGAGGGCCAUGCAGUGGACUACGAGCACGUAUUCUUCGCCAAACAGGUGAUCAACAACGCGUGCGCCACUCAAGCCAUCAUUAAUAUACUGUUGAACUGCGCGCACGAAGACAUCCAAUUGGGACAGACGUUAACCGACUUAAAGGAAUUCAUACAACACUUCGACCCCACGAUGAAGGGCUUGGCGUUGAGUAACUCGAAUACCAUCAAAGAGGUGCACAACUCCUUCUCCAGACAACAGAUGUUUGACUUCGACGGACAAAAGGCCCAAAAAGACGACGACGUCUUUCACUUCAUAUCAUACGUUCCCAUCUCAGGCCAUCUCUAUGAAUUGGAUGGACUCAAGUCGGGACCCAUUAAUUUGGGUGCCAUUCCCAAAGACGGCGAUUGGGUGGACACCGCCAGACCUCACAUCGAGAAGCGAAUGCAAAAGUACUCCGAGGGAGAGAUUCACUUCAAUCUUAUGGCACUCAUCAGUGAUAAGAAAAUGCUUUACGAGAAACAGCUGCAAGUAUUACAGUCACAGGUCGAUAGCGAGACAUCGAUGGACACCGACUCCAUCGAGGCUGAGAUGAGUCAUCUGAAGGCUCUGAUCGCUGAAGAAGACAACAAAAUCAAGAGAUAUAAAAUCGAAAACAUUCGGCGAAAACAUAAUUAUUUGCCACUAAUUAUGGAGAUAUUGAAGACUUUGGCUCAGGAGGGAAGGCUCACAGAACUCGUGGAGAAAGCGAAACAAAAAGCGAUUCAAGUGAAGAAAGUUAAAGACGAGAAAAAAACGGAGGAAAAGCUGUUGGCGUUGACCACUACCAUAGAGUGGCAUAUGUUGGCCCUUCAGAACCAGAUAUUCUCACUUCAGAAACAAGUGGAUGACCUCAAAGCCAGAAGUGCCACAAAACCUGCCAAACGAGAC
Molecule: messenger RNA, 1223 nt
Organism: Oppiella nova
Lineage: Eukaryota; Metazoa; Arthropoda; Arachnida; Sarcoptiformes; Oppiidae
Source: the annotation of a GenBank genome assembly